AGCUCUGAAACCCUCUCUCUCACACAGAAUAUAAAAAAGUUGGCCAAAGUCUGUCUCAGCUCCAACAGCUACCAGACACCCACAACAACCUCUCUCUCUUUUUAUCGCUCUCUCUCCCUCUCUCACACACACACACACACACACACCACCCCUCACUCCUGGCACAGAGAAGACAGGACCACUGGAGAGACCAUACACACCUCCUCCUCCAGUCACUCACCCAGCCAUCGCCAGACGCUAAGCCCAGGAUGUGGACUUUGCUCUUGGGGGUCACCUUUGGAUUACUGGCCUCCUCCAGGUCGGAACCGGCUCAAGCUACAGUGAAAUCGCGUAGCUGCAGCCAUGCCGGUGUGUUCCACGUGGGAGGAGAAGCUCGCUACUCAUUGACCUUGGACAUGGCCAAGAAGCUGUGUGACAGCCUGGGUAUCACCAUUGCCAGCAGUGAACAGGUCAUCGAGGCCCAUGCCAAAGGCCUAGAGACCUGCAGAUAUGGUUGGAUCAGCAACGGAAACACCACCAUCCUCAGACAAAAGGCUCAUGUCAACUGUGUCAACAACAUGACUGGAGUCUUCUUCCAUCAAGUCUCUCCGGAACAACCCUUUGAUGCCUUCUGUUUCAAUGCAUCAGAUUUGGCUGACAAGAACUGUGAUGCGGCCAUCAACCCUGAUUCAACAGGACCAGAGAGUGUUCAGGUGACAGAUGUAGACCUUGCUUCAGAUGCUGCAGGUGAGGCCACAGUGCAUCCUAAGACAGAGGACGAGGUCACGGAGGAGAAGACAGACAUUCAGACAUUUCAGACAGCCCCAACAGUGGCGAAGGACGAGGACCAGAGAGAGCUUGAGGCCACAGAGACAGGCCCUGAGGAUGGAGCCCAGCCUGAGGCCACCGUCAACCCCGAGCCUGACACCCAGGACACCACCUCCGCACCUGGGGAAAAGGGAGCAGAGAGCACCACUGAGGUAAUGGAAGCAGUGGACACAGACCAGCCGGCACCCACUGAGGCCAGCCCAGUAAAGCCAACAGCAUGGGGUGAGGGUGAUGCUUCAGAAGGGACAGCCAGAGAAAGCCCUGGCAUAAAGGAAGAGCAGGCUGAGGGGAAUGAGACCCAGGAAGCCAGCCCCACUGAGCACCCUGGGGUGGUGGUCACUGAGAUGGAAGAAACCACUGUGUCUGGGAUGUUGCCUUCUGGCUCAGAGGAGGAGGGGGCACCACCUGUUAAAGAGCCAGGAGAACCACAGGGCCGGGCCAGAGAGGAGGAUUUUCAGGAGGAGGUAGAGGUAGAAGCAUCCAUGCAGCCCAUUCCUAAUGGGAAGAUGAAUCCAGGUAUGGGAGCAGACCCUACUCCAGCUGGGCAGGAGAUCAGUAGCACGUCCAAUUGGCUGAUCAUUGUGGGAGUGCUUGUGGCACUGGUUGCUAUUCUCCUCGCGUGUGUUGUUGUGGUCAAGUAUAAGAGCUGGUGCGGUCAGCAGCAGACCCUGAUGAUCACCAACAAGGAUGGGAAUGAGGGUAACGGUGCGGCGGCGUCAGUGGCUAGCUCCCGCGCCCAGGAGAGAGAGCAGGAGAUGGUGACCCUGAUGAAUAAAGAGAAGAUCCAGGAAAACGGAAACACUGAGGAGUUCACCGCCAUCACACUGGAGGACUCCCCAGAGAAAGAACAGCUAGCGUGAGAGAGUAGAGGAGGAGGAGAAUGAGAGGGAGAGUGAGUGAAACAGAGAGUGUGUGAGAGAGAAAGUGAGUGAGUGAGUGAGAGAGAGAGAGAGAGAGAGAGAGAGAGAGAGAGAGAGAGAGAGAGAGAGAGAGAGAGAGAGAGAGAGAGAGAGAAGAAUAGCUAUGGGGUCAUGACACUGGGGCAGGACUAGAGAGAGGCUGGCUGGGAUGGAGAUGGACACUUUGGCCUGGUACCAAGCAGACGGACACGCUGAACAUACCAGCUGGGGUUGGGGUGGUUGCUUUGUAAAUGGAAGGGGUGGGUAAUGCUGUAUUGAUUCUGUUUGUUGUUUUAUUCUGGUGAGCAUGGCUGGUUUUCCCCAGCUACUUGUUACUAAGGUACAACAUCUGAAACUGGACCGACCCUUUCCCUGUCUGUCAGAUGGCUAGAUAGUCCUUUAAAACCAAGAGGAGCAAAAUUAUGCUUUAUAGCCUCCUAUGUCACGGUGGUUAGAAUGGGAUAGUUUCCUAGACCCAGGGUUUGGACUGAAUUUUCAACAGCAGGGGUGUCAACCCAGGCUUCUGGAAAGACACAGAGAAACACACCUGUUGAUAUUCACCCCUGCCUUUCAAUCAGGGUCUAAUCUAAAUCUGAGAAAAUCAUACUGGCUUCUCUAGCCAAUAGGUAACAUUAAUUCAUAAUUUGAGUGCCAUGUUGAAAUGAACCCUGCAGACCCUGGAUAACUGGAGGUUGACAAUGACAACCCUGCUCUAAAGCCUGAUGUAUGCUGGGCUCUAAGUGGAGAUGUUGAAGGUGUGUGUGUGUGUGUGUGUGUGUGUGUGUGUGUGUGUGUGUGUGUGUGUGUGUGUGUGUGUGUGUGUGUGUGUGUGUGUGUGUGUGUGUGUGUGUGUGUGUGUGUGUGUGUGUGUGUGUGUAUGGGGAGAGAUAAAGUGGGUUCAUAAAGUCACAGGGAUAUGGGUGGGAGUUUUAAAGGUGGGGGAUGGGGGGGACUUGGAUGCCCUCCAAGUUCAAUAGGAGAUUCAGGUUUGAAGGACAUUGUUGAUACUGUGUCACUCAAAGCUUUUGAGGCAUUGGGUUGGAAAAUAGACACACGCACCCGCACACUCACAGAAAUGUGAAAACUAAACAGAUGUGGGUGGAUCAUUUGGCUCGAUGUUCAUGGGAUUCAUAUUGUUUCUGAUGAUGGGUAAAUGUGUGAUGUUGUGGCCCACUGAUGUCGUUUCUUUUGAUAUUAACCUUGUGUAUAUUUCACUUGUUUCCUGUGGAUUGGGGUUUUAUUUUGUUUUUACAAGAAAACACAAUAUUACUAUUUAAAUUUGUGCAGUUUGGAUAUUAUUAUUAUUUUUUGCUUCUGUAAAUAAUGUAUGCGUGUUUUCCAAAUGGCUUAGAAAUAGUGGUCAAUCAUCUUUUUGGCAUGCACAUGCCCUUUAAUGAUUAAAGAAAAGCUGCCAUAUUUGAGUUAUUUAAUCAAAUGCAGAAUUUAAGGUGUUCAGUUGUGAUAGAGCAUUUGCAGUAGAGUGGAUAUUGUAUGAAUCAACUGCAUGUACAGUAUUCAAGACUGUGCAUUUUAAAUACCUUUAUUAUGAUGUCAAUUAACAUGGUCUGUAUACAUGAUUAAGUCAUGUUGGAUAGCACACAGGAUUGUUUGGAAUAUCAAUAGCUUUCGGAGAGUAGUAGCAAUGCUCAGAUUUGGAUGUUGGGGUUCACAUGUAUUGUACCAUAUAAUUCACUUCAUACUAUAUUGACAGAAGCGUGCAGUCUACAAUGACCUAGCAUUGUGUAGUAAUGCAUUAAACUGUGAUGAAUAUCAUCCAAUGACACCUAACAGAUAGAGCCCUCGGAGUGCUGGAGCACAUGCCCUUUUGCCCUCCUAUGAAAAAUGUGUCCUUUUGAUUGGUGGUGGUUUUAAAAACUAGUUUAUUUUCACACUUGUAACUUUAAAUGCAAUGAAUUUCGUAUAAAAGUAGUUAAUUUCUCAUGAACCCAUUAAUCUCGAAAAAAAAAAGUCCUCUGCCACCGCAACAGUGCGUUGCUGCGCUUGUCCUCGUCACAUGCACAAGCUUCCAACCUGUUCUAAUAUUAUAUUACAAUAUGUAAUAUGCAUAAAUAUUUGCAGUGCACAAACUUAACAUGAUAAACAGGAAUUACAUUUAUGCUAAAUGGUGACCCAAAAUAACUAUCUGAAAGCCAAGCUUCCAAUAAGCCAUGCCUCCAAUCUGAUAGGUUGCCACCUCCACAAUAUAUUAUUCACAAGUUUUAUAAUUGAACCCCUAGACCCUUUUCAACUGGAAAGGUUCUGCCAGUGUGGCAACCCAAAUGGUUCUUCCAGGCACCUUUACUUCUAAGAGUGUACAUUAGCGAUGAUCAGCUGAUAUAGCCUACCCACCCCAGGAGUGGUUAUAGGCUAGCAAAGAAGUAGUGAUUCUUUCUAACUCCCUUUCUGGGUUUUAUUGUAAAAUGAAAAAAAAUUAUCUGGCUACAGGAGCAGUAGAAAUGUAUGAAUGCAAUUAAGGUCGAUUUUUUUAUUUGACUUUGAACACCUGCUCCAUCAAAGGUCUGUGCAUUGCCCAGGCACCCAAUAACAAUUGUUAACUGCUAACAUAACAACCAAUCUACAACCCUGAGGAGUGACUGCCUCCCUCACUGACUUAAACUAUUACAAAUGACCAGGACACACAGAUAUUACAGUAAUGGGCAGUACAGUAGAACUCCAAGAACAGCUCUGGAUUGUAAUUCUCUGGGUUCCUUUGUAACAAUGGAGCAGGGGCCAUCUUGUUUCUGUGGCUUUCCCUUUUAUGUGCACCAGAUAGAGGGAUCAAAUCAAAUCAAAUGUUAUUCGUCACAUGCCUUGUAAACCACAGGUGUAUAUGAACAGUGAAAUGAUUACUUACGGGCCCUUCCCAACAAAGCAGUGAAAACAUAUUAGAAAUAAUAGAAAAAUAGAAAAAUAAUAACAUGAAAAUGCACAAUUAGUAACAAUAACUUGUGUGAUUGUGUGUGGGAUGGAGGGUAAUGAAUGCAUGUGUCUCUGGCCAGGAGCUCUGUGUCUCCAUACUGAUCCAGGUCUCAAAGUGCCCAUUGCUCCACACCUCUAAGUGAUUACAUAUUCAUCUUUAUGCUGAAUCUUUCUUUCGUAGGCAAAUCACUUCUAUGUGUGGUUGUGUGUGGGUAUUGUGACAGUGCAUUUGUCAUGCCUUUUCAGUAAGAGGCAACCGAUUUGAAUCACUCCUUGUGUCCCAAGUUUUUUGAGGGUUUGUGCCUCCAUUUUUGAUGUUUGAUUUUGUUGCUUUCAUGUGAUUCACUUUGAGAAAAAUUUGCUAAUAAUUUAGCGUAGGAGUGUAUAAUGAUGAAUUAACAAAACUUUGUUAAUGAUAAAGAUUUGUAAAGUCAUGGAUGAAAUAAAUGUGUAUAGAGGAAA
Molecule: messenger RNA, 5087 nt
Organism: Salmo salar (Atlantic salmon)
Lineage: Eukaryota; Metazoa; Chordata; Actinopteri; Salmoniformes; Salmonidae
Gene: cd44b
Product: CD44 molecule (IN blood group) b
Biological process (GO): inflammatory response; positive regulation of ERK1 and ERK2 cascade; cell adhesion
Cellular component (GO): macrophage migration inhibitory factor receptor complex; plasma membrane; basolateral plasma membrane
Molecular function (GO): cytokine receptor activity; hyaluronic acid binding
Source: RefSeq, a predicted model, not a curated record